Adineta ricciae is the source of this 576-nucleotide messenger RNA. The record is from the annotation of a GenBank genome assembly. Lineage: Eukaryota; Metazoa; Rotifera; Eurotatoria; Adinetida; Adinetidae.
AUGUCGAAACAUCGAAAAGGUCGAGCAUCGAUGGAUUUAACACCCAAAGAAAUUGCAGCGUUAUUACAAGCAUCUCGAAUAACUGAAGAAGAAAUUCAGCACUGGCAUUCAGAUUUUCUUCAUCAAAAUCCAUCAGGAGAAUUGGAUAAAAAAACAUUCAUUGACUAUUAUAAAAAACUGCAUCCACAGCAUGAGCUGAGUACGUCAUUUGAUCAAAUAUUUGAUACAAUCGAUGUAAAUCGUGAUGGUUUAAUUGAUUUCAACGAAUUUCUUGUUGUUGUCGUUUUAAUGGACCGUCUGAAUGAUUUAGGUUCACGUCUAUCCUUCGUUUUUGAUAUGUGGGAUCAGUCGGGCGAUGAACAGAUCGAUCAAAAAGAAUUAGCAAAUGUUAUAUCCGCGAUUUACGAUCGAGCUGGUGUUAUCGAUCGAAAGGGUGAACGAGAUCCAAAACGACGAGCGAAAGACAUCAUUGCUAAGUUAGAUCUCAGCGGUGAUAAGAAAUUGAGCAAAGAUGAAUUCAUUACUGGAUGUAAAACCGAUCCAGUUAUUCGUAACUUACUUGCUCCGAACUUUUAA